Molecule: messenger RNA, 1571 nt
Organism: Camellia sinensis
Lineage: Eukaryota; Viridiplantae; Streptophyta; Magnoliopsida; Ericales; Theaceae
Product: E3 ubiquitin-protein ligase SINAT5
Biological process (GO): multicellular organism development; ubiquitin-dependent protein catabolic process
Cellular component (GO): cytoplasm
Molecular function (GO): protein binding; zinc ion binding; ubiquitin protein ligase activity
Source: RefSeq, a predicted model, not a curated record
GGACAAAAACAAAAAAUUCAAGAAAAGCACCAAUCUGAGAACGCGCUCUCUCUCUCUCUCUCUCUCUCUCUCUCUGGCUUUCUUUCUUUCUUUGAUUCCUGUUCUUCCUUGAACACUUGGUUUGACAACUACAUCCAAAAUCACCAAACCCACCACAGUCAAACCCUAAUUGUUAAUCUUUCUCUGCGCACACUCACACACCCAAAGACUCUCAUUAUAUAUAUAUAUAUAUAUUGUAUGAAUGGAAUUGGAUAGCAUUGAAUGCAUUUCAUGCUCCGAUAUUAUGGAUGAGGAUGAGAUCCAUCAUCAUCUUCAUCACUCUCAGUUUCCUUCUUCGAAGCCUCACAACAAUGUUGUAUCUUCUGCGAUUCAUCCCACCACGAGCGUCCAGGAGCUUCUCGAAUGCCCUGUUUGUACCAAUUCAAUGUACCCUCCUAUACACCAGUGUCACAAUGGGCACACGCUCUGUUCCACCUGUAAAGUCCGGGUACACAACCGGUGUCCCACUUGUAGACAAGAGCUUGGUGAUAUAAGGUGUCUAGCAUUAGAAAAGGUAGCAGAAUCGCUUGAACUUCCUUGCAAGUAUUGCUCUCUUGGAUGCCCCGAGAUCUUCCCCUACUACAGCAAGCUCAAACACGAGGCCAUAUGUAACUUUAGACCGUACAGCUGCCCUUAUGCUGGAUCGGAAUGCUUAGUUGUAGGGGAUAUUCCAUACCUGGUUAGCCAUCUUCGGGAUGAUCACAAAGUAGACAUGCACUUGGGAUGCACAUUCAACCAUCGCUAUGUCAAGUCUAAUCCACGUGAGGUAGAGAAUGCCACAUGGAUGUUAACUGUCUUCAAUUGUUUCGGUCAGUAUUUCUGUCUCCAUUUUGAAGCUUUUCAGCUUGGGAUGGCUCCUGUUUAUAUGGCGUUUCUGCGGUUCAUGGGAGAUGAGACAGACGCCCGAAGCUACAGUUAUAGCCUUGAGGUUGGGGGAAAUGGCCGGAAAAUCAUUUGGGAGGGCACUCCACGAAGUAUAAGGGAUAGUCACAGGAAGGUGAGGGACAGCCACGACGGUCUCAUUAUACAACGCAAUAUGGCCCUUUUUUUCUCCGGUGGGGAUAGGAAUGAACUGAAACUGCGUGUUACAGGGCGAAUAUGGAAGGAACAACAGAACCUGGAUGGUGGGGUUUGCAUACCUAACCUCUGUAGUUAACGACCAGUUCUCUCUCUAUCGUUCUGAAUUUUCUGGCAAUGUUAUAAGUUGAUUAGGGGUUUUUGAGAUAUGUUGAGACAUGUAUGAAUACUGGAUGGAAGUUUUGGCAUUCACGCUUUGUUUAAGAAUGUUCUCUUUCUCAUGGUUGAAUGCCAUUUCUUAGAAGGCACGGAUAGGUUAACGGAAAGGGUUUAGCUUUUUUCAAAUUAUCAAUUCAACUUGAAGCAGAUAAAUGAAAGAUGCAUCUCAAUGUGACAUGAAAUUUGCAUUUGAUGACAAACCAACAUGUCAUUGCGCUUUGAAUAUCUUGUAUUUUGAGAUUCUUAACAAAUUGUACGGUUAGUCCAUUAGAAAUUGGGAAGGGGAAAUUUAUGCA